UCUCUUUAUGUUUCAAGAUGUGGCUCGACAGUUUCCUGCUAAGUUUGGAUUUCAAAUCAAUUGCACUAUUUCUGGUGCUUUUCAUCCUAAUCGCAGAUUAUGUUAAAAACAGGAAUCCUCCAAAUUACCCCCCUGGACCACGGGCUCUGCCUUUACUGGGAAACUUUUUUGAUUCUGACCCUAAAUUUCCACAUUUGAGCUUUUUCAAGUUGGCCGAAAUCUAUGGAAAUGUCUUCAGCUUUCGAUUUGGCAGUGAGAAGCUUGUGUUCGUCUGUGGAUACAAGAUGGUGAAGGAAGCCUUAGUGAACCAAGCCGACAUCUUUGUGGAUCGUCCCUUCAGCCCAAUGGCCGAUAGGUUCUACUCAUCAACAGGAGGAGGUCUCUUCAUGAGCAAUGGCGAGAAGUGGAAAAAACAAAGGCGUUUUGCUUUGUCUACGUUAAGGAGCUUCGGCCUGGGCAAAGGUACCAUGGAGCAGUGCAUCCGCGAGGAGAUUCAGUACCUGCAAGAAGAGAUACAAAGUCACAAAGGGGAGCCGUUUAGACCGGCUGGCCUUUUCAAUAAUGCUGUGUCCAACAUUAUCUGUCAGCUGGUGAUGGGGAAACGCUUUGACUACAGCGACGAUAGAUUUCAGACUAUGCUCCAUUACUUGACUGAAACUCUUUAUCUACAAGGCACAAUAUGGGCUCAGCUGUACGAGUCUUUCGCCUGGCUGAUGAAGCUCUUGCCUGGUCCACACAAUAGAAUGUUUGAGGAUGGUGUGAAGAUCCAUGAGUUCAUCUCUGAGGAGGUUGAGAACCACAAGAAGGACCUGGAACCCAGUAACCCCCGCGACUAUAUUGAUUCCUUCAUAAUUGAGAUGAAAAAUAAUAAAGACUCUGAUGCUGGUUUUGAUGAGACCAAUUUGGCUUAUUGUGCCAUGGAUCUUUUCUUGGCUGGAACAGAGACCACCUCCACCUCUCUACAGUGGACCUUGAUUUACCUCAUAAAGCACCCUGAAGUGCAGGAAAAGGUCCAGGAAGAAAUAGACAGCGUGAUUGGACAGAAUCGUUUGCCCACGAUGGCAGACCGGGCCAACCUGCCAUACACUGAUGCAGUCGUCCAUGAGAUCCAGAGAAUAGGAAACAUAGUGCCCCUAAAUGGCAUGAGAAUGGCCUCUAAAGACACCACUCUGGGUGGAUACUUCAUUCCAAAGGGGACCAGCAUCAUGCCCUUGCUACACUCUGUGCUCUUUGACAAGACUGAGUGGGAAACUCCGGACAUGUUUAAUCCUGGACACUUCCUGGACAAAGACGGAAAGUUUAUAAAGAGAGACUCUCUGCUGCCUUUCUCAGCAGGGAAACGUGUGUGUCUUGGAGAGGGACUCGCUAAAAUGGAACUGUUCCUGUUUAUUGUUGGUUUGCUGCAGAAGUUUUCGUUUUACGUUUUGGACGGAGAGGAGCUGAGGACUGAUGGAGUGACUGGGACCAUACGUGUCCCGCACCCCUUCAAAGUUUGCGCUAAGGUCCGCUAGUUCCAGGCUGUAGCGCUAUCUACAGCAGUAUCCAACCUGACGCUCAGGAGAUACCGGUAGCUCUUCAACCCCUUCCAUGUAGCUCGCCACGGGAUUGUUUAAUUAUACAUAUUGUGCUGAAUAACUAAAGCUGGAUUAAUUAUCAUUGUGAAUGUAUAGUUUUGAUGUCUAACUUUGUGCACUAAUAAAUGGAUAACGGUUUAUAUUUAAAGGCAUCUAACUGUACCCUAUCUAAGGAUUGACAACAGUAUCCAAGCACCCAUGCUGCAGGCAUGGGACCAAGCCCUGGGGUCACUGAAGUCAAUGGGUUGUGCUCAGUGGUGCAUGUUACGAGUUCAGCCUUUAGUGGCUAGGUACAUCCAGCCCUGCCCUGCCCCUAGACCAUGCGCUGUUGAAAUAUCCUCCGAGACUUUGCACGAUGAGAGCAAGCAGAGCAGCCUAGAAGGAGACAAGGGAAUAAUAAAUAAAUUACAAAUUAUAAAUGAUAAUGUUUAUGCUUC
Messenger RNA from Periophthalmus magnuspinnatus, 2011 nucleotides. Its product is annotated as cytochrome P450 2J6-like. Gene Ontology annotation, biological process: xenobiotic metabolic process. Gene Ontology annotation, molecular function: oxidoreductase activity, acting on paired donors, with incorporation or reduction of molecular oxygen, reduced flavin or flavoprotein as one donor, and incorporation of one atom of oxygen; heme binding; iron ion binding. The record is from RefSeq and is a predicted model, not a curated record. Lineage: Eukaryota; Metazoa; Chordata; Actinopteri; Gobiiformes; Gobiidae. Gene Ontology annotation, cellular component: intracellular membrane-bounded organelle; cytoplasm. The coding region runs from base 18 to 1511 and encodes 497 amino acids. The transcript has 9 exons.